CGCUUUUCUCUCUUAUCUCGCUCCCUACUCCUUAAUAACUACACCUUGCUCCCUACACCCUGUUCCUACACCAGCUCCCUACAUCUCGUCCCUACACCCUGUUCCUACACCAGCUCCCUACACCCUGUUCCUACACCAGCUCCCUACACCCUGUUCCUACACCAGCUCCCUACAUCUCGUCCCUACACCCUGUUCCUACACCAGCUCCCUACACCCUGUUCCUACACCAGCUCCCUACAUCUCGUCCCUACACCCUGUUCCUACACCAGCUCCCUACACCCUGUUCCUACACCAGCUCCCUACAUCCCGUCCCUACACCCCGUCCCUACACACUGCUCCCUACACCAUGCUCCUUACACCUUGCUAACUACACCAUGCUCCCUACACCCUGUUCCUACACCCCGCUCCUACACCAGCUCCCUACACCAGCUCCCUACACCAUGCUCCCUACACCAGCUCCCUACACCAUGCUCCCUACACCAGCUCCCUACACCCCGCUCCUACACCAGCUCCCUACACCAUGCUCCCUACACCCCGUUCCUACACCAGCUCCCUACACCAUGCUCCCUACACCCCGUUCCUACACCAUGCUCCCUACACCCCGUUCCUACACCAGCUCCCUUCACCAUGCUCCCUACACCCCGUUCCUACACCAGCUCCCUACACCCUGCUCCCUACACCUCGCUCCUACACCAGCUCCCUACACCAUGCUCCCUACACCAUGCUCCCUACACCCCGUUCCUACACCAUGCUCCCUACACCCCGCUCCUACACCAGCUCCCUUCACCAUGCUCCCUACACCCCGCUCCCUUCACCAUGCUCCCUACACCCCGUUCCUACACCAGCUCCCUACACCCUGCUCCCUACACCUCGCUCCUACACCAGCUCCCUACACCAUGCUCCCUACACCAUGCUCCCUACACCCCGUUCCUACACCAUGCUCCCUACACCCCGCUCCUACACCAGCUCCCUACACCAUGCUCCCUACACCCCGUUCCUACACCAGCUCCCUACACCAUGCUCCCUACACCCCGUUCCUACACCAUGCUCCCUACACCCCGUUCCUACACCAUGCUCCCUACACCCCGUUCCUACACCAGCUCCCUUCACCAUGCUCCCUACACCCCGUUCCUACACCAGCUCCCUACACCCUGCUCCCUACACCUCGCUCCUACACCAGCUCCCUACACCAUGCUCCCUACACCAUGCUCCCUACACCCCGUUCCUACACCAUGCUCCCUACACCCCGCUCCUACACCAGCUCCCUUCACCAUGCUCCCUACACCCCGCUCCCUUCACCAUGCUCCCUACACCCCGUUCCUACACCAGCUCCCUACACCCUGCUCCCUACACCUCGCUCCUACACCAGCUCCCUACACCAUGCUCCCUACACCAUGCUCCCUACACCCCGUUCCUACACCAUGCUCCCUACACCCCGCUCCUACACCAGCUCCCUUCACCAUGCUCCCUACACCCCGCUCCCUACACCAUGCUUCCUACACCCCGUCCCUACACCAGCUCCCUACACCCCGUCCCUACACCAUGCUCCCUACACCCCGUCCCUACACCAGCUCCCUACACCCGUCCCUACACCAUGCUCCCUACACCUUGCUAACUACACCCCGUCCCUACACCAUGCUCCCUACACCAUGCUCUCUACACCACGCUCUCUACACCUUGCUAACUACACCAGCUCCCUACACCCCGUCCCUACACCACGCUCUCUACACCUUGCUAACUACACAAGCUUCCCACACCUUGCUUCCUACACCCUGUUCCUACACCAUGCUCCCUACACCACGCUCUCUACACCUUGCUAACUACACAAGCUUCCCACACCUUGCUUCCUACACCCUGUUCCUACACCAUGCUCCCUACACCCCGCUCCUACACCAGCUCCCUUCACCAUGCUCCCUACACCCCGCUCCCUACACCAUGCUUCCUACACCCCGUCCCUACACCAGCUCCCUAUACCCCGUCC
This is a messenger RNA of Tachysurus fulvidraco (yellow catfish), 1981 nucleotides long. RefSeq names its product extensin-like. The transcript has a single exon. The coding region runs from base 375 to 1820 and encodes 481 amino acids. Lineage: Eukaryota; Metazoa; Chordata; Actinopteri; Siluriformes; Bagridae. The record is from RefSeq and is a predicted model, not a curated record.